This is a messenger RNA of Saprolegnia parasitica CBS 223.65, 1796 nucleotides long. RefSeq lists its product as hypothetical. Bases 1 to 1743 code for a protein of 580 amino acids. The record is from RefSeq and is a predicted model, not a curated record. Lineage: Eukaryota; Oomycota; Saprolegniomycetes; Saprolegniales; Saprolegniaceae. The transcript is spliced from 2 exons.
AUGACCCGGAUCCUUGCCGCCGACGGCGCGUCCGCGCCGCUGACGAUCGAGCGCGUCCUCCUCUGCACGCUGCUGCUCAUCCUCUUCGUCGUCGUCCUCGAGGCCGGCCUGCACAAGCUCACACACGCCUGCAAGCGCCACCACAAGUACUACGAGAUGCUCAACAAGACCACGGGCGAGCUCAUGAUUGUCGGCCUCAUCUACGUCCUCGUGAAAGCUACGACGUACGUCGGCGCCAUCCAGUCGUACGGCGUCGAGUACCACUCGAUGGACGCGGCGGACAUGCUCAUCUUCUUCGUCGCGCUCUUCCUCGUGGCGCAGUCGCUCGUCAUCUUUACGCGUCUCCGGUCGUCCAACUCGAAGAUGGACUCGCUCUCGAUCACGACCGCGUCGGGCUUGCUGCACAUGGCCAAGGAGACGGAGGACGUCAUGGCGGCGGAGCGCGCGUGGUGGUGCCGCCGGCGUCGCGCCACGGGCCGCCUCCAUCGGCUCUGCGAGCACAAGCUCCUCGAAGCUUUCUUCCGCGAGUCGUACGAGCUCCCGAGUGCGUUCUCGUUUGCCAAGUACAUUCGCGAGAUCCAGGACAGCCAGAUUGUGGAUCUCAUCGAGAUUGACUUUACCACCUGGACGCUGCUCCUCGUGCUCAUGGCGUCCUUCUUCGGCUGCACGGGCGAGCUCCAAGCGCACAGCGUGUACCGCAACCAGUUCCAUUUUGACUCGGACGAGUUUGCCGCCGCCGAAGCUCUCGAGCGCAACCGGUUUCCGGUGUUUGGCGUCUUUGCGUCGACGCUGACGCUCGCGAUGACGCUCAUGCUCCUGUACCUCCGCCGGCUCAACCACGCGCUCGUCGUGCACGCGCAGACCAAGGCGCUCGGCCAAGCCGCCGACCCCGAGGGCUACGCGACCUCGCGCAAGGCGACGCGCGAGUCGCUCCUCGAGGCCAUUCGCGCGCUCUCGAUCAGCGAGAGCAGCCAGCCGAUCCUGACUUCAAGCGAGGCCAUCCAACAGAUGCGCGUCGUCUCGGAGGAGGUGCAGAAGGGCGUCAAGCACCGCCACGGCUUCUUGGCGCACAACCUGCUCGUGCAGCUCCUCCUGACGUGCUUCCGCUUCAUCACGUGCGCGCGCCACGCCAGGAGCGCCAACACGCUCCACGCCAAGAACGCCGACCUGCGGCUCCCGCUGCCCUUCUCGCGCAAGGCCGCCCAGUUUUUUCUGCACUUUUUCCUCAUCGUCAACGGCUUGUACUAUGGCAUGCUCCUCACGUGCGUGGUCCCGGCACUGCACGACACAUCGCCGCUGAUUCUGCUGCCGCUGAUGGCACCACUCCUGCUCAACACGUUUGCGCUGGCGCCACGCCUCGUGCGCCACUUUGCACUCCUCGACGGCGCGUGGCAGGUCGACCCGACCAAGCUGUCGCGGGUCAUUGACCAUCUGAGCGAAGUCGAGGAGCUCAAGGGCGCGAUGGUCGAGCAGAUCAACAAGUACCUCACGGAAACCAACCAGGGCGUCGACGACAUCAAGGCUGCGCUCUUCAAGCUCGACGCAGACGACGGCGUGCGCGACGGCUACGUGGACAUUGACGCCUUCCGGAGCACGCUCAACACGUUCGGCUUCAAGUUCUCGCGCCACAAGUUCCACACGCUCGUGCUCCUCGAGUACGAGACGCGCGGCCCGACCGUUAAGUACGAACGCCUCUUGAACGCGCUCCACGCGAAACCAGCGCCCGAGACCACUGUGGUCUAGAUAUCAAGCUGAUAGAUUGCCACGCAUCAAUAAGAAACGAUUUCAUUUCGGAG